GGUGCGGUUCGGGCAGGGGGGGACGCUGAUCGGGUUAGUCGGAGUUCUCGCUAACAGGAAGAAAAAAAAAAGGGCAGGACGGGCGCAGUGUUGAGGAACCCGAGCUCCGAGUUAAAGAUCCUGACCUGCACUGGACCUGAAGGUGCUCCAUCAUGGCUCUGUCCUUCAAGAAAGAUCUGGAGAAGUACAAGGAGAUCGAUGAGGAUGAGAUCCUCGACAAGCUCUCGGAGGAGGAGCUGAAGCAGCUGGAGAGCGCUCUGGAGGAGAUGGACCCUGAGAAUGCUUUGCUGCCGGCGGGGCUGAGACAGAAGGACCAGACGGAGAAGGGGGCGACGGGGCCGUUCAACCGGGACAAGCUGCUGCAGUACCUGGAGAAACAGGCGCUGGACCAUAAGGACCGGGACGACUACGUGCCCUUCACUGGAGAGAAGAAAGGGAAGGUGUUUGUGCCUAAACAGAAACCACUGGAGGCCCACAAGGAGGAUGUGACGACCCUUGACCCGGAACUGGAAGAAGCUUUAUCUGCUGUUACUGACACCGAGCUGUCCGACCUCGCAGCUAUCCUGGGAGUCCACACCCUCGUGACGAGCUCACAGAGCUACGACGGGACAUCCAGCUCAGAUGGACACAACAAUGUAAUUAAAGGAGAAAAAGUGAAGCCAGUUUUUGACGAACCGCCAAACCCGACUAACGUGGAGGAAACGCUGCAGAGGAUAAAGAGCAACGACCCCAAACUCACCGAGGUCAACCUCAACAACAUAAAGAACGUUCCCAUCCCCACACUGAGAGACUUCGCCAAAGCCAUGGAGAAGAACACACACGUCAAGAAGUUCAGUCUCGCAGCGACACGCAGUAACGACCCCAUCGCCGUGGCGUUUGCAGACAUGCUGAGAGAGAAUAAGACGCUAAAGAGUUUAAACCUGGAGUCGAAUUUUAUCACUGGUUCUGGAGUUCAGGCGCUCGUGGAGGCUCUGAGGGACAACGACACACUCUCUGAGAUCAAGAUCGAUAAUCAGAGGCAGCAGCUGGGCACUACAGUGGAGAUGGAGAUCGCUAAAAUGUUGGAGGCGAACACCAGCAUAGUUAAAUUCGGGUAUCACUUCACUCAGCAGGGACCACGAGCUCGAGCGGAGGCAGCUAUCACCAAGAACAACGACCUGGUGCGGCGGAGGCGUGUGGAGAGAGACGUGUAGUGUGACCAAACCCCCCCAAAUCUCGGGGCAGAGUGCUGUGCCAGUGCUCAUUGUGUGUGUGUGUGUGUGUGUGUGUGUGUGUGUGUGUGUUCAGCGUCGAUCCUGAACGAGGGACAGAACUGGAACCCCCCCCUCCCUCCGUUCAGCUCUACUCAUCACACCGUCAAUGUUCUCGUCGUCUCUGUAUUAUUAAUAUUAUAAAUCAGUUACACACACACACACACACACACACACACACACACACACACACACUUUCACAUCACCCAAGCCAGGCUCUCUCACCUGUGUGUGUGUGUGUGUGUGUAAGACCAUGUGUUCAGAGCAGCACCUGAAAUAAGAGUUUGUUUUUUAUGCAAAUGAGCUCCGAUCUCAUCCACGUGAUUGGCUCCUGGAGAAUUUGUGUGAAGUCCAUAUAUGGGAUGAAAGUCCUGGACUUCUGUAGAGCUCAAACAAAAACAGCUGGAUAGACCACGCCCACCGGUGACAUCAGGGGUGUGUCACCAAUGUGAUUUCACAGGUGUGUGUGUGUGUGUGUGUGUGAGAGAGAGAGAGGGAGAGACAUACACUCAAGUUUAGAAUCAGAAUUAUAUCUCUGUCUGAUCUGUCGCUUUCUCUCAGUGAUCAGUGAGUCCAGUGUGUGUGUGUGUGUGUGUGUGUUCUUAUCAUGGAGUGUGUUCCUCUGGGACCUGAUUGCUUCACAUCCUGUAGACGGAGACACACCCCUGAUGAAAGUGUAUUCAGCUGUUCAGUAUUUAGUGUGUGUGUGUGUGUGUGUGUGUGUGUGUGUGGGCGGGAUCAUGUUUGUCCAGCUGUUUUGAUUCAAACUUUGCGUUGUCUGCGUGAGACAUAAUACAAAUAUCUUUAACACUUCCAAAAUCUAACACACACACACACACACACACACACACACACUGAUUACUGUAACUCCUGAAUAGUCAUGUUUCUAACCUGUGUGUUUCUAAACACUGCAGCAUGUCAUGUAUAGAUGAAGAUGUAAUUAUGAUUAUAAAUACAGUUAUAUUAGUGUAUCGUGUGUGUGUGUGUGUGAGAGAGAGAGAGAGUGUGUGUGUGCUCUAUACAAUAUUUACGCUGUACAUAUGAUAGAUGGUAUUAGUGUUUUAUUGAGCCUCAUCUUUAAACAUGCUGUGCUUCAAAACACACACACACACACACACACACACCCUUCACAGUCAUUCAGUGAGCACUUCCCUUUUCGAGGGCGUCCAUCUAAAAAUGAGCAGUUACCAUGACAACAUGCAAAGGGAUUACACUUACAGCACCAGAUUACAUCUCACACACACACACACACAUGGUUCAUGACUCUGGAUUCUCUGGUGUGUGUGUGUGUGUGUGUGUGUGUGUGUGUAUGAGAGAGAGUCACUGCGUCAGGUUUAGUGGACUUGAAUAUCAGCAUGUUGUAUUCAGACUGCAGGUGCAUGUUAACGCUCGGACCAAUUCAUUCCUUAUUAUUAUUAUUUUCUUUUGAUAUUGUAUCUUUUUUUUGUUUUGUUUUUUGUUUGUUUUUGUUUUUCCUUCUCUUCAGGAGAUCUCUCAUGGAGCCGUGUGCACCGUGUGUGUGUGUGUGUGUGUGUGUGUGAUGUCCUUUUAUUACCUGUAAACAGUUUCGUUCUGGAUCUGUGUCAUGUGUCCCAGGGCCUGUUGAUGGAAGUGUGUGUGUGUGUGUGUGUGUGUGUGUGUGUGGUGCCCGUGACUCAUGUUUUCUCAGCCUGUAAGAACUGUAUCUUUGUGUUUAUUAUAAAUCUCCAUCUCAUUAAAGCUGUGUAAGUGAAGAGCAGCUGUGAUACUGUACUGUUAUAAGGACACGACGCCGUGCCGCUGUAUACUGUAUACUCUCUCAAUAAACAUGUUUUACACCCUA
This is a messenger RNA of Clarias gariepinus (North African catfish), 3072 nucleotides long. RefSeq names its product tropomodulin 2 (gene tmod2). NCBI's taxonomy places the organism in Eukaryota, Metazoa, Chordata, Actinopteri, Siluriformes, Clariidae. Gene Ontology annotation, cellular component: striated muscle thin filament; myofibril. Gene Ontology annotation, molecular function: tropomyosin binding. The transcript has 10 exons. The coding region runs from base 153 to 1193 and encodes 346 amino acids. The record is from RefSeq and is a predicted model, not a curated record. Gene Ontology annotation, biological process: myofibril assembly; pointed-end actin filament capping; muscle contraction.